AUGGACCCAGCCGCCAAUCUUUCAGUGUCCCGCGCCCGAGGCCGUCCGCCGCCACCCAAGACUCCGUCGCCAGUGAGCGUCGACGAGGAACUGUACGACUGCCUCGACUACCACUACCUGCGUGACUUCCCGGCUUGCGGGGCCGGGCGCAGCAAGGGCCGGACGCGGCGGGAGCAGCAGCUGCGCACCAACCGGCCGGUGCCCGGCGGCCACGAGCGCAAGGUGGCGCAGAAGCUCAUCAGCGGCCAGCGCAAGCGCCGCCAGCGCCAGCUGCAGCCCCGGCCGCGCACCCGCCUCACCUGAGCGCCGGAAACCUGAAGGUCCUGUUACAAGCAUUUUCACCAACUCCAGCUGAAAUUGUGGUCCUCCAUGUUGGUCAACAGAACUUUCCAUAUUGCUUACCUUUGCUGCUUCCAUUUUUUCCUUACUAGUUAGCUAUUACGCAAGUGGGAAGGCCUUUUUAGGGUUUCUGAUUAAAAGAGAACACAAGUGUGGCAUUUUAA
This is a messenger RNA of Jaculus jaculus (lesser Egyptian jerboa), 503 nucleotides long. It is a transcript of the gene Nupr2, whose product is annotated as nuclear protein 2, transcriptional regulator. The record is from RefSeq and is a predicted model, not a curated record. Lineage: Eukaryota; Metazoa; Chordata; Mammalia; Rodentia; Dipodidae. Bases 1 to 303 code for a protein of 100 amino acids. Gene Ontology annotation, biological process: negative regulation of cell cycle; negative regulation of cell population proliferation; regulation of transcription by RNA polymerase II. The transcript is spliced from 2 exons. Gene Ontology annotation, cellular component: nucleus.